This is a messenger RNA of Lagenorhynchus albirostris (white-beaked dolphin), 2083 nucleotides long. It is a transcript of the gene RGS9, whose product is annotated as regulator of G protein signaling 9. Lineage: Eukaryota; Metazoa; Chordata; Mammalia; Artiodactyla; Delphinidae. The transcript is spliced from 19 exons. The record is from RefSeq and is a predicted model, not a curated record. Gene Ontology annotation, biological process: G protein-coupled receptor signaling pathway; regulation of G protein-coupled receptor signaling pathway; intracellular signal transduction. The coding region runs from base 1 to 2016 and encodes 671 amino acids.
AUGACAAUCCGACACCAAGGUCAGCAGUACAGGCCGAGGAUGGCAUUUCUGCGGAAGAUUGAAGCCCUCGUCAAGGACAUGCAGGACCCAGAGAUGGGGGUCAGAGUGCAGAACCAGAAGGUCGCGGUCAUCAGCGUCCCUCACGCCAUGACGGGGAGUGAUGUUCUGCAGUGGAUCACCCAGCGGCUGUGGGUCUCCAGUCUGGAGGCACAGAACUUGGGCAACUUUAUUGUCAAGUACGGCUACAUCUACCCCCUGCAGGACCCCAAGAACCUCGUUCUCAAGCCUGACAACAGCCUCUAUCGAUUUCAGACACCGUACUUCUGGCCCACCCAGCAGUGGCCGGCUGAAGACACAGACUAUGCCAUCUAUCUGGCCAAGAGAAAUAUCAAGAAGAGAGGGAUUUUAGAAGAAUAUGAAAAGGAAAAUUAUAAUUUCUUGAACAAAAAAAUUAACUACAAGUGGGACUUUGUCAUCAUGCAGGCCAAAGAGCAGUACCGGGCUGGAAAGGAAAGGAAUAAAGCGGACAGGUACGCGCUGGAUCGCCAGGAGAAGGCGUACUGGCUGGUGCACCGAUGCCCCCCGGGAAUGAACGACGUGCUGGACUAUGGCCUGGACCGAGUGACCGAUCCAAGUGAAGUUCAGGUAAAACAGAAACAAACAGUGGUUUCUGUCAGAAAAGAGAUCAUGUAUUACCGACAGGCCUUACUGAGGUCCACGGUGAAGUCUUCCGUGUCCCUUGGCGGGAUCGUCAAGUACAGUGAGCAGUUUUCAUCCAACGACGCCAUCAUGUCGGGCUGCCUUCCUAGCAAUCCUUGGGUCACGGAUGACACCCAGUUCUGGGAUUUAAAUGCCAAACUGGUGGAAUUCCCAACCAGGAUGCGGGUGGAACGAUGGGCUUUCAACUUCAGCGAGCUGAUCCGAGACCCCAAGGGUCGACAGAGCUUCCAGUACUUUCUCAAGAAAGAAUUCAGUGGGGAGAAUCUGGGAUUCUGGGAAGCCUGUGAGGAUCUGAAGUACGGAGAUCAGUCCAAGGUCAAGGAGAAAGCGGAGGAGAUUUACAAGCUGUUCCUGGCCCCAGGGGCGAGGCGGUGGAUAAACAUAGACGGCAAAACCAUGGACAUCACAGUCAAGGGGCUGAAGCAUCCCCACCGCUACGUGCUGGACGCCGCGCAGACCCACAUCUACAUGCUCAUGAAGAAGGACUCUUACGCCCGCUACUUGAAAUCCCCAGUCUAUAAGGAAAUGCUGGCCAGAGCAGUUGAACCUCAGGAAGCGACCAAGAGAAGCUCGAGCCUCCGGUUCAUGCGGCGCACCCUGCGCUCCAGCCCAAGCCCCGUCAUCCUCAGGCAGCUGGAAGAAGAAGCCAAGGCUCGGGAAGCGGCCAACACGGUGGACAUCACCCAGCCGGACCAGCGCGCGGCCCCCAGCCCUCACCUGACCGUGUACACCGGGGCCCCCCUGCCCCCCUCUCCGUCCAGCCCCCGCUCCCCGCGCUGCCGCUCGCCGCGGAGGCCCUUCCCCUCGCCCGGCCGCUUCCUCCGGCGGCCCAGCAGCACCGUCUGCCCCUCGCCCAUCAAGGUGGCCUUGGAGGGCUCCCCGGGCGAGGAGCCGAAGCGGGAGGCCGCCCGCGGGCGCUCGGAUGCUGAGACCGGCGGGGCCUCCGCGGACCAGCCCCGGCCCCGGGCCCCUCCCAAGGCCCGCGUGGCCCUGUCCCUCGGCCGGUUCCUGAGACGAGGCUGUUUGGCCUCCCCGGUCUUUGCCAGGCUCUCCCCCAGGUGCCCCCCUGUGCCCCACGGGAAGGUGCAGCCGCUGGGGGAGGCGGGCCGGCAGCUGCCACGACCGAGGUCCCGGAGAGCAGCCAACUUCUUCCAGAUCAAAAUGGAUGUGCCUACGGGGAGCGGGGCCUGCCUGGUGGGCUCAGAGGACACGAGGACAGGAGGCCGGAGGGGCCAGGCCAUAGAAAAGGAGGUCAUCUGCCCCUGGGAGGGCCUGGCCGAAGGCAAGGCUAGCUGAGCCCGGGGCCUCGGGCUAGGCAGUCGCUCCUGCACACUCGGCUGGAUGGGGCCGCGGGACACGCUUG